Messenger RNA from Dracunculus medinensis (Guinea worm), 1285 nucleotides. Lineage: Eukaryota; Metazoa; Nematoda; Chromadorea; Rhabditida; Dracunculidae. The record is from the annotation of a GenBank genome assembly.
AAUUUAUAGCCUUAAAAAAUUUGAUCAUGCAGAAUCUGAAAGAUGUCAAUGUCCAACCAAUUUCCGAGAUUUAAAUCCAGCUUAUCCUGGGCGUCUUUGUUUGAGCACAAUUGGAGUGAAUGAAUGCGAAAAUAAUGAAUGGAAUGAGUGUGAUGAAAACGCUCGUUGUAUCGACGAAGAACAUUUGUAUAGGUGUGAAUGUAUUAAACCUUAUGUGAACGCAGCUAAGAAAGAUGAACUUCGCGGCUCCGUUUGUCGACUGGAUUAUUGUUCUGAUGUUCAUUAUUGCCCUGCAAAUUCCACUUGUAUUAAUGCAGAUUCACAGGCAAUUUGUACUUGUUUACCUGACUACAUUGAUAUACGACGCAAAAUUCGUCCUUCAUCUUCUGGUUUAGAUAUUAUUUGCAAACGAAUUGAAGAUGUUAAUGAAUGUCUUUUGGGUCUGCAUAAUUGCAGCGCUGUGGCAAUUUGCACCGAUCUUGAAAAAGGAUACGAAUGUGAAUGUCCUCAGGGCUAUACGGAUGGCAAUCCAUCAGAACCAGGACGAAUAUGUGCUGCUUUGUUAUGUGGCCUUUGUCAUGGACAUGGCGAUUGCGUUCACGAUAUUAAUACGAAGAAUAUUACUUGUGCUUGUAUAGAAGGAUAUACUGGCAAAUUCUGUGAAAUAGCUCCUUCUAAAGCAUCAUUAAUCUUGCCGUUGAUCCUUGCUCUUAUUUUUCUUCUUCUGACGCUAUGUUGUUGCCUAUAUUUUUGCUUAAAAACAAAGUAUUUCCGAGGUCGUGGAGUAAGUGCAGGUAGUAUGAGAGAAGAAAUACUUGGAUCGGACUAUUAUACAAUUCCUCGAGCCAAACUUAGAAAGCGCGAUGUAGGCGAAGACUCCUUAACCGUUCGACCAAUGAAUGGUGCUGCAUUGCAGAGUUAUUUAAAUGACGGUGGUUCAAUAUCAACUGUUUCAUCUGAUGAACAUGUAGAACGACGGGUCAUUACUGAUGUGACCCGUUCUGAGGUUCGAACAACAACUGUUACUGAUGCUGAAGGAAAUGUAACUCGAACUGUUUAUGGUAUUACUUCUUCGAGUGACGAAAAUGGACUUCGUUCAGCUCAAAGAGUUGAACGUGACGCCGAUUUGCUUAAUGAGGAAUCUGAUGCUGGCCAUGGUGUAUACGAUCGCAUGACGAAGACACAUCAUAAUUACAUCCCUGGUGAAGGAGGCCAAGUUGGAACUGAACGUUUUCGAAACGAAUUUCAAACGACGACUUUAGCAGAGGAAACAAAUUAUUUCUAA